ACACUGUUUCGCACCUCAUGGCAUCCUCGUUGACCAUCUCUUCAUCAUCUUUUUUCCUCUCUUGCUGCCGUCGCACGAAUCGUUUCACGAACUUUCAGUAUCACCGUCCCCUUCCCUCUCUUCGCUUUCAGACUUCUCAACUCCGUUAUCGUCUCCGGGCUUCCACUGGAUUCUCCAACUUCUCACAGGAAAGUGAUAAUUUGGUCGCCGAUCCGCGCCAUUGGAGCGCCACUGCCGUCGUCGCCAACUAUUAUGUGGAUGACCAUGAUUCCGACGAUGAUGACGACGAAGAAGACCGUAGCUUGGAUUUACUCGUUCGGUUUGCUCAAAACAUGUUCCGCAAGAUCUCCAGGCGAGCCAGGAAGGCCGUCCGAUCCGUCCUUCCUGUUUCCAUCUCCACCAAAUUGGUGGGAUUUUCUGUUAAUGGGGUCAUAAUAUUGGCAUUCUUGUGGUUUUUGAAGGCAUUUGUUGAGGUGGUCUGCACACUUGGAAGCAUAGUUUUUAUAAGCAUCUUAUUUAUUCGUGGGGUUUGGUCUGGAGUAUCCUAUUUACAGGAAAACCACAACCGUAACUCUAGCAAUAUUGACGACCAGUCCCACAUAUGGACGGGUGCACAACCUUUGACUUAGUUUGAUACUUCACCAUAUGAACUUCUAGAGCAAGAAAGAUGUAUAAAGGAUGAUCUAGAAUGGCAAGUCAUCACACCUGUAGAAAUUCAUGUAUUUUUUAAGGUGACAUAAGAAAGAACAAGAAGGUACCAUCUGCGGAGAAAACCGUCUUGAUGGUGAUUGCUGGUGUAGAAAAUUGAGGUUGAUUUUUGUCAAGAAGCCCGAAACAAGCUACUUUCAGUUGCGACUAAUCCAAACUAGAUAAAAGCAGAGUUCAUUUGUAUGGU
Messenger RNA from Telopea speciosissima, 895 nucleotides. Its product is annotated as protein SHORT HYPOCOTYL IN WHITE LIGHT 1. The record is from RefSeq and is a predicted model, not a curated record. Lineage: Eukaryota; Viridiplantae; Streptophyta; Magnoliopsida; Proteales; Proteaceae. Bases 18 to 629 code for a protein of 203 amino acids. The transcript is spliced from 3 exons. Gene Ontology annotation, biological process: negative regulation of photomorphogenesis; regulation of abscisic acid-activated signaling pathway.